Messenger RNA from Chelmon rostratus (copperband butterflyfish), 966 nucleotides. Its product is annotated as microfibril-associated glycoprotein 4-like. Gene Ontology annotation, biological process: elastic fiber assembly. The record is from RefSeq and is a predicted model, not a curated record. NCBI's taxonomy places the organism in Eukaryota, Metazoa, Chordata, Actinopteri, Chaetodontiformes, Chaetodontidae. The coding region runs from base 118 to 864 and encodes 248 amino acids. The transcript is spliced from 6 exons.
CUACCAUUUAUGAAGCUGUGAAGGAGACACUGAGGAGAACAGCAAGGACCAUUGUGUUUAUCAAGUCUACACUAUGCAUGGGACUGACUGACACAGUUGUGAAGCCUCCUCUCCACGAUGAAGAUGCAGGUAACUUUAUUUGUGGCUCUGCUGGUUCAUGUGGCCUCAGUUCUCUCCGAGCCGGAGUUUUAUUUGCCCAUCGACUGUGACCACAUCCAUCGCCGUGACAACAAAACCUCCAGUGGGGUGUACACCAUCUAUCCAGGAGGUCCCACCAUGCCCCUGAAAGUCUACUGUGACAUGGAAACUGACGGAGGAGGAUGGACGGUGUUUCUGAGGAGGAUGGAUGGGACUGAAACCUUCUUCAGGCCCUGGAGCCACUAUAAGACUGGAUUUGGGAAUGUGGCUGGAGAAUAUUGGCUUGGGCUGGAAAACAUCUUGCUUCUGACUUUAAGGAAAAACAAUGAGCUGCGGUUUGACAUGGAGGACUGGGAGGGAGGGAAGGCACACGCCCAGUACUCCUCCUUCUCAAUCGGUCUUGAGAACACUGGAUACCAGCUUCACCUGGGCACCUUUGCUGGUGGAACGGCAGGGGACAGUUUGUCAAAUCAAAACAACAUGAAGUUCACCACCUUUGACAAAGACCAGGACCUGUGGGAUAAAAACUGCGCGCAGCAUUUUCUAGGUGGAUUCUGGUACAAUGCCUGCCACAUGGCUAACCCCACCGGCAUGUAUGCACCUCAUGGCGCCAUCGGGUUUGAUAACGUCCAUGUCAUUUGGCAUGCGUGGAAGGGCUGGAACUACUCCCUCAAGACUGUUGACAUGAAGAUCAGAUCAACUGCUAAGUGUUCAUGCUCACACUAACCUAAUUAGCUAUAGCUUAAAAAGAUUAUGGUGAUACUUCAGCUUCCAUCAGGUGAGGAGCAUCAGUCAGAAUGUUUUAGCUCAACAGGUUGAAUUUUGUAA